Messenger RNA from Gregarina niphandrodes, 159 nucleotides. RefSeq lists its product as hypothetical. The transcript has 2 exons. The coding region runs from base 1 to 159 and encodes 52 amino acids. The record is from RefSeq and is a predicted model, not a curated record. NCBI's taxonomy places the organism in Eukaryota, Apicomplexa, Conoidasida, Eugregarinorida, Gregarinidae.
AUGUGCCAAUUCCUCUUAGGCGGCAAGCAUCCGUAUCGAGAACUAAAGGUGAGUGGCUGUCGAGAAGGAUUGUAUGAAUACACCAGGUUGCCAUUUGGUUUGAAGGUUGCCCCUCCUAUAUUUCAGAGCACUAUUGAUCAAGUCAUUAGGGAAUCCUAA